AGAGUAACAUGAUGGAAGAUUAUGGUAACGAAGAUGAUGAUGAUCUUUUGCCUUGGUUUAGGUUUCGACCAACGGAUGUUGAGAUAGUUGAACAUUAUCUCUACAAUAAGGCACAUGGCUUACCGGUGAGUUCAAACGACGUUUUGAUUGAGUGUGAUCUCUAUGGAGAAAAGGAUUCCUGGAGUUGGAGGAAAUACUUCAAGGACAGCGAUGAGACUAGUCUUUACUUCUUCACGAAACUGAAGAAAGUGUCAAGCAAUGGUUCAAGAAUACAAAGGAGCACUCCCUACGGCACAUGGAAACCCAAUAACGAUAAGCCAAUAUAUCGAGAUAAAGCUAAGAAGAACCAAAUUGGGUCUAUGAGAAGUCUUACUUAUAUGCCGCACAGAGGGCUCAAAUCUACCAUCGGCCGAUGGGUCAUGCAUGAGUUUAGACUGGCGGGGAGCCUCCUACGCAAUAAACAGUAUGAGGAUUACGUGAUUUGUAGGAUCGAAAGCCAACGAGAUAAGGAAAAAGAAGACAGGCUUAUAAGUGAGGUCAUUCAAAAUGAAGAGCUUUCUGUUGAAAUAUUUGAGCAACAGAAAGAUGGCAUGACUAAUACUAAGUUUGCGGAUGACAUUGAUGACAUCAAAUUAGAACUGUUGGAGGCUUACGUUUCAUCGUUAGAAUUUGCAUCUUGCCCAUCGAAGUGGGAUUGGGCGGCAAUAAACACAACACCCUCAACAUUCAUGCUGCCAAUGCCUUAA
Messenger RNA from Quercus lobata, 746 nucleotides. Its product is annotated as NAC domain-containing protein 2-like. Lineage: Eukaryota; Viridiplantae; Streptophyta; Magnoliopsida; Fagales; Fagaceae. Gene Ontology annotation, biological process: regulation of DNA-templated transcription. Gene Ontology annotation, molecular function: DNA binding. The transcript has 2 exons. The coding region runs from base 9 to 746 and encodes 245 amino acids. The record is from RefSeq and is a predicted model, not a curated record.